Messenger RNA from Necator americanus (New World hookworm), 1458 nucleotides. RefSeq lists its product as uncharacterized. Gene Ontology annotation, cellular component: plasma membrane. Lineage: Eukaryota; Metazoa; Nematoda; Chromadorea; Rhabditida; Ancylostomatidae. The transcript has 12 exons. Bases 1 to 1458 code for a protein of 485 amino acids. Gene Ontology annotation, molecular function: protein binding. The record is from RefSeq and is a predicted model, not a curated record.
AUGCGGCAGCAGGUGACGACGGCCGUGCUGCUGUUCGUGUACGUCGACGUCGUACAGGCGUUGACGUCGGCUACAGCCGAAUGCGCUGAUAGGCAUAUAUUCUCGGAUCGUCCAAUUACAGAGACGCUCGAAUCACCGGCUUUCCCAACUCCAUAUCGAUCCGGUCUCUCGUGUUUCUUCAACAUAUCAACUAUCGCAUCAAAUGUGAUACACCUCACAUUUCUUUCAUUUGAUCUAGCUGAACCGAACAGCAAUAGUGAGCAAUGUUUAGAAGCGUAUGUGCUGGUGAUAGUUGUGGAUCGAUUAGGUAAAGAACAUAUCGGAGAUCGAUUAUGCGGCACCAAAUUACCAUCAAAAAUCGAAACAAUGCAACCUACCAUCUACGUACAAUUCGUCACCACAUCCCCAGGACGUGAUCAUCGUGGAUUUCGUCUACGCUAUGAAAUCAUUUCAGAAGCCCUAAUAAAGGAGCCUCCAUCCUACGUUCCGGACGACGAAAAGAUGUUCGAACGUGAAUGCGGUGGGGCGACAAAACCUGGACAACUUACAGGUGAAAUCGUAUCACCCGGCUAUCCGGACACAUAUCCACGUAACGUCACAUGCUAUUGGCUAAUACGGGUCGAUCCACGACAACGAGUCUACAUACGUCUAGCACAUUUGCAUCUCUCCUCAACGAUAGCUGAAUGUGAGCGAGCUUCGUUAUCGAUCAUUGACGGGUAUAAACAUGCUGGAGAAGUUUUCAAAAAAGACCUCGUUGCCGACGCAUCCGAAACACGUUUUUGUGGAAGUCAACUUUAUUAUAUGGAAGAAGGCAUGAAAAGCUAUUUAUCUAGUGCAAAUAGACUUCUUGUCAGGCUAAACACCAAGGAUCGUCCAUCGACCUCCACUGCUGGUCAGAUAAUUGGUUUUAAGUUGAUCUGGACAGCUGUGGAAAGUCUUUUCGAUGAAAAUCCACACUCGUUAUCGUCAUCCGAUCGCAGGAAGGAACCAGUUCAGUUCAAUUCAUGCAGCGAAUUCACAUGUCAAGGAGGUCAAAUAUGCGUUGAGCAGGAUCAAGGUGUAUGCGCUAUGCGACCACAACUAUGCAUUCAUUCAUCAUUAGUAUGUAAUGGUGUGCAAAAUUGCGUCGAAGGUGAUUACAGCGAUGAACAACACUGCUAUUCACGUGAGAUCAUCGCAGGAUCAGUGGGCGGUUUUCUGGGAAUCACGAUAGUGGUCUGUAUUUGCGUAUGCUGUGAUCAAUGGCGUAAACGACGUCGUGUACGUAAAAUGUUACGCGAACGACGUGAAGUCGCUAACGGUAAAACACAACGUGCGUAUCGUCAUGACGUACAUUUAAAUCAUGACAUAAGUUUUGAUCGUACAAAUCAUGUGCCUCGUUUCUCACGUGACGAUGAUGCUCUUUAUCCAAUGCGGUACAACCGCAGCCUACCGCCGUCAUCAAAUCCGCCUCGGUGA